This is a messenger RNA of Harmonia axyridis, 970 nucleotides long. RefSeq lists its product as uncharacterized. The transcript has 6 exons. Lineage: Eukaryota; Metazoa; Arthropoda; Insecta; Coleoptera; Coccinellidae. The record is from RefSeq and is a predicted model, not a curated record. Bases 364 to 963 code for a protein of 199 amino acids.
GAUUCCUUCUAUACUUAGUUUUCUGCCCCUGAAUGUUUAUACCAUACCCAUAAGAAUUUCCUCGAAAUCUCUUUGUAUUGACAUCAAUGAUCAGCGGAUGGUUCAAUUAGUUGUAAAUAACCUAAAUCAGUUCAUUUAACUAUAUGCUUCUAAGCCGAAAUCAAGUUGAACGAAAUUGUUAUAAUUGAAUCCGUUUCUUGUUAACGAUUUCAGUUUCAAUUACCGAAUUAAUUGUAGGUUUUCACAUCCUGCAUGGAACAUGUCAUUGUAAAGCUAUUACCAGGUUUUUCAUUGUAAAACCUUUAUGGUAUUUUUUUUUUAGUUAUCUUCGAUUUAUUCUAUUGAUCAGGCUGAACUUUAACAAUGCAAUCAGUGGCAUCUUUGUUAUUAUUUGUUACGAUUAGUGCAGUAUAUUCGGAUGAAAUGAAGUGCCCCAAACCUGAACAAUUAGAAUACAAAGAAUCCUACUGCUACAAAAAUCAUGUCGAUAUAUUGGAUCGACUAUAUGAGUCUUCACAAUCACUCAUCAAUCUAGCCAAGAAAAAACUGGGAAAAGAAGUGAUAGAAAAUGAAAAAGUUCCUGAAAAGUGUGAGUACUACCAAUGUAUUCUUCAAGAACUUCAUAUGUUGAAUUCUAAAAAAUAUCCUAUAUACGACGUUAUCAAAACCUGGAUAGAAGAACACGUCGUAUUAUCACAAGGAAUGGAUUUGCUCCUAAGACUCAAUUCAUGCAAUGAUGCUUUAUCAAAUAGUACAGUACAAAAUCUACGUUUUAAAGGUAACCUUCAAAUGGAAGAAUAUUUAAACGAAGAUGAAAACGAUGUAAUCAGAAAAUGCGAGAUGAAUGCUGAAUUUGUGAGAUGUUUGUCCUUGCAGAAGGGAGUAAGUGAAGAGAAAUUUGCAUCAGCACAUUUUAUAGAACUUUUUUUUAGUGUCCGGUUUUCCAAUACCCUUAGGAGCUAAUUAAAAU